This is a messenger RNA of Centruroides sculpturatus (bark scorpion), 609 nucleotides long. Its product is annotated as ras-related protein Rab-32B-like. The coding region runs from base 29 to 334 and encodes 101 amino acids. The record is from RefSeq and is a predicted model, not a curated record. Gene Ontology annotation, molecular function: GTP binding. The transcript is spliced from 4 exons. Lineage: Eukaryota; Metazoa; Arthropoda; Arachnida; Scorpiones; Buthidae.
AAUGUGAUAUAUAAUAAUAGUAUUUAUAAUGGCUGUGAUUGCUCCUACUUCUACUGACAAAACUAAUAUGGUUAAUGGAUUUAGUGAUUUUGAUGUAGAAGAAUUACUUUUUAAAGUUUUAGUUAUUGGAGAUUUUGGUGUUGGAAAAACAGCAAUUAUAAGAAGAUAUACAGAAGGUGUAUUCUCUCAUUAUUACAAACUUACAAUAGGAGUUGAUUUUGCUAUCAAAACAAUCUUAUGGAACAAUAAGAAAUCAAUCACUUUGCAGCUUUGGGAUAUAGCUGGUCAUGAAAGAUUUGGACACAUGACUCAAGUAUAUUAUAGAUAUGCGUAAGUAUAAAAUUAAUAAAAUUGAUAAUUUAAUUACACAAAUUAAUAUCUCUUGUAAAUAAAAAAAAAAAAAUAUGCAGAUUUAGUGCAUUGACAUGUCUGCACAAGGAGAGAUGUCUGGAAUGGUUUGGUUUAACAUUAGAAAAGUGAGUUAUAUCCCAAAUAAAAAGAAAGGGAUAUUGGAUAACAUGUACAGAUAAAAGACUACCUUAUUUAGGAACAAUCAAUUCAUAUAUUUCCAAUUAUUUUAUGCACUAUUCUUAUAAUUUCUAUUUAUAA